AUGCUCGUGAGCGCCAUGAUGGGCGGAGGAACGGGGAGCGGCAUGAAGGGCGGAGGGGCGGGGAGCGCGGAGGAAAUGUCUCUGGAGCAGCUGAUGGGUGUGAGCCGAUGGUGCGUGCUGCGCGCCGUGGAGGUCGAGGUGACGGCUAGAGUGGCGGAGAGGCUUGGAGAGAUGGAGGAGAGAAAGAGAGAGGAAGAGAGGGAGAUUGAGGAGGAAAGGGAGAGAGUGAGAGAGGACGAGAGGAGGAGGGUGAGAGAGGAAGAUAGGAAGAUAGAGGGUGAAAGAUAUAAGGUGCGAGAAGAAGAGUGGAAGAGAGUGAGAGAAGAAGAGAGGAAGCGGAUGAGGGAGAAAGAGAGACAGAGUGUUCGAUCGGAAGAAAUGGAGAGGGUGAGAGAGGAAGAGAGGGAGAGGGUGAGAGAGGAAGAGAGGGCGAGGGUAAGAAAGGAAGAGAGGGAAAGGAUGAGAGAGGAAGAGAUGGAGAGGUUGAGAGAUGAAGAGAGGAAGAGGGUGCAAGAGGAAGCGAGAAAGAGAGAGAGGGGGGAAAAGAGUAAGAGAGUAAGAGUCGAGAAGAGAAUGAGAAUGAGAGAAGAAGAGAGUAUAAGAGCUAGAGAGGAAGAGGCGAAUAAGAGGAGAGAGGUGGUGAGAAAAGCGAGGGAGGCUUUAGCGAAGGCGAGGAGGCGUAAAAAGGAGCUAAAGGCAGCGUUGACGGAGGCAGCGAGGGCGGUGGCCGAGAUGAAGGAGGGCGUUGAGGCGAACGUGCGGGAGGUGCUGCUGCGGGCGGCGCUGAUUCGCUGCUUCAUGGAGGAGGAGACGCCGUUUCAAGCUGCUGCUGGAGUCAGUGCAGGUUGCAAGCGAGCUCGCAUGGCGGAGCGCUCUGAUGAGGCUCACCGCAUGAGGCAGGUGCGUGGCGUCGGGCAUGCUACCAGUCCGAUAUGUGGCGUGCAUUUCCAUGUGCUUUGCAAAACAUGGUCUCUGUGUCCUGUCCCCGUGCCACACCCUCUGUCCACCGCUUCCCCACUGCUGCCUCCUCGCUCACUUCCUUCCUUCAUACCCACCCUUUUCCUCCCACCGUCCCUCUGUCCUCCCACCAUAAACUCAACCGUAACCUUCCGCUGCCCACCACCCCAUGCCAACCAUUUCAUGCCACCCAUUCCAUUCCCCCGUCCCACUCCCCCAUCCCAUUCGCACUUCUCAUUCCCCAUUCCAUUCCCAUGUCCCGUUCCCCCUCCCCUUCGCCCAUCCCAUUCCCCAUCCCAUUCCCCCAACUCAUUCCCACAUCCCAUUCCCCCAUCCCAUUCCUUAUCCCAUUCCCCCAUCCCAUUCCCCCAUCCCAUUCCUCAUCCCAUUCCCCCGUCCCAUUCCCCCGUCCCAUUCCCCCUCCCAUUCGCCCAUUUCAUUCCCCAAACUUAUGCCCUUCUCAUUCCCCCAUCUCAUUCCCCCAUCUCAUUUCCCUGUUCCGUUCCGCCUCCCGUUCCCCCUCCCGUUCCCCCAUCCCAUUCCCCAUCCCAUUUCCCCAUCCCAUUCCCCAUCCCAUUCCCCAUCCCAUUCCCCAUCUCAUUUCCCCAUCCCAUUCCCCAUCUCAUUUCCCCAUUCCAUUCCCCAUCCCAUUCCCCAUCCCAAUCCCCAUCUCAUUUCCCCAUCCCAUUCCCCAUUCCGUUCCCCAUCUCUUUUCCCCAUCCCAUUCCCCAUCCCAUUCCCCAUCCCAUUCCCCAUCCCAUUCCCCCUUCCAUUCCCCAUCCCAUUCCCCAUCUCAUUUCCCCAUCCCAUUCCCCAUCCCAUUCCCCAUCUCAUUCCCCAUCCCAUUCCCCAUCCCAUUCCCCAUCCCAUUCCCCAUCUCAUUCCCCAUCCCAUUCCCCAUCUCAUUCCCCAUCCCACCCCCCAUCUCAUUCCCCAUCCCAUUCCCCAUCCCAUUCCCCAUCCCAUUCCCCCUUCCAUUCCCCAUCCCAUUCCCCAUCUCAUUUCCCCAUCCCAUUCCCCCUUCCAUUCCCCAUCUCAUUUCCCCAUCCCAUUCCCCCUUCCAUUCCCCAUCUCAUUUCCCCAUCCCAUUCCCCAUCCCAUUCCCCAUCUCAUUCCCCCUUCCAUUCCCCAUCUCAUUUCCCCAUCCCAUUCCCCAUCCCAUUCCCCAUCCCAUUCCCCAUCCCAUUCCCCCUUCCAUUCCCCAUCUCAUUUCCCCAUCCCAUUCCCCAUCCCAUUCCCCAUCCCAUUCCCCCUUCCAUUCCCCAUCUCAUUUCCCCAUCCCAUUCCCCAUCCCAUUCCCCAUCCCAUUCCCCAUCCCAUUCCACAUCCCAUUCCCCAUCCCAUUCCCCAUCCCAUUCCCCAUCUCAUUUCCCCAUCCCAUUCCCCCUUCCAUUCCCCACCUCAUUUCCCCAUCCCAUUCCCCCUUCCAUUCCCCAUCUCAUUUCCCCAUCCCAUUCCCCCUUCCAUUCCCCACCUCAUUUCCCCAUCCCAUUCCCCCUUCCAUUCCCCAUCUCAUUUCCCCAUCCCAUUCCCCCUUCCAUUCCCCAUCUCAUUUCCCCAUCCCAUUCCCCAUCCCAUUCCCCAUCUCAUUUCCCCAUCCCAUUCCCCAUCCCAUUCCCCAUCUCAUUUCCCCAUCCCAUUCCCCAUCCCAUUCCCCAUCUCAUUUCCCCAUCCCAUUCCCCCUUCCAUUCCCCACCUCAUUUCCCCAUCCCAUUCCCCCUUCCAUUCCCCAUCUCAUUUCCCCAUCCCAUUCCCCCUUCCAUUCCCCACCUCAUUUCCCCAUCCCAUUCCCUUUCUCAUUUCCCCAUCCCAUUCCCCAUCUCAUUUCCCCAUCCCAUUCCCCAUCCCAUUCCCCAUCCCAUUCCCCCUUCCAUUCCCCAUCUCAUCUCCCCAUCCCAUUCCCCAUCCCAUUCCACAUCCCAUUCCCCAUCCCAUUCCCCAUCCCAUUCCCCAUCCCAUUCCCCAUCUCAUUUCCCAUCCCAUUCCCCAUCCCAUUCCCCAUCCCAUUCCCCAUCCCAUUCCCCAUCCCAUUCCCCAUCUCAUUUCCCAUCCCAUUCCCCAUCCCAUUCCCCAUCCCAUUCCCCAACCCAUUCCCCAUCCCAUUCCCCAUCCCAGUCCCCAUCCCAUUCCCCCUUCCAUUCCCCAUCUCAUUUCCCCAUCCCAUUCCCCAUCCCAUUCCCCAUCCCAUUCCCCAUCCCAUUCCCCCUUCCAUUCCCCAUCUCAUUUCCCCAUCCCAUUCCCCAUCUCAUUCCCCAUCCCAUUCCCCAUCCCAUUCCCCAUCCCAUUCACCCAUCUCUUUUCCCCAUCUCAUUCCCCAUCCCAUUCCCCAUCCCAUUCCCCAUCCCAUUCCCCAUCCCAUUCCCCAUCCCAUUCCCUAUCCCAUUCCUCAUCCCAUUCCCCAUGCCAUUCCCCAUCCCAUUCCCCAUCCCAUUCCCCAUCCCAUUCCCCAUCCCAUUCGCCAUCCCAUUCCCCAUCCCAUUCCCCAUCCCAUUCCCCAUCCCAUUCCCCAUCCCAUUCCCCAUCUCAUUCCCCAUCCCAUUCCCCAUCCCAUUCCCCAUCUCAUUCCCCAUCCCAUUCCCCAUCUCAUUCCCCAUCCCAUUCCCCAUCCCAUUCCCCAUCUCAUUCCCCAUCCCAUUCCCCAUCCCAUUCCCCAUCCCAUUCCCCAUCUUAUUCCCCAUCCCAUUCCCCAUCUCAUUCCCCAUCCCACCCCCCAUCUCAUUCCCCAUCCCAUUCCCCAUCCCAUUCCCCAUCCCAUUCCCCAUCCCAUUCCCCAUCCCAUUCGCCAUCCCAUUCCCCAUCCCAUUCCCCAUCCCAUUCCCCAUCCCAUUCCCCAUCUCAUUCCCCAUCCCAUUCCCCAUCCCAUUCCCCAUCCCAUUCCCCAUCCCAUUCCCCAUCCCAUUCCCCAUCUCAUUCCCCAUCCCAUUCUCCAUCCCAUUCCCCAUCCCAUUCCCCAUCUCAUUCCCCAUCCCAUUCCCCAUCCCAUUCCCCAUCCCAUUCCCCAUCCCAUUCCCCAUCCCAUUCCCCAUCCCAUUCCCCAUCCCAUUCCCCAUCCCAUUCCCCAUCCCAUUCCCCAUCCCAUUCCCCAUCCCAUUCCCCAUCUCAUUCCCCAUCUCAUACACUUGCCCUGCCUUCCACACGUGCCUACCAUACAUCACCUGCCAGCCAUCUCGCCCACGGAGGCAGGCAGCCCCUCUCAUCUCUUCUCAUCGCUCCUCCAUCGCCACCGUUUGUCUGUACUUACGCCUCCUCCCUUCCCCCCGGUGUGUUUUCCCUGGCAGCAUCUGGACACCCUUUCAGCCUAUGCAGAGGCUGCGAGAGGGAAGGCCCGCGAGGGAGGAGGAAGAGGGGAGAGAGAAGGAGGAGGAGGAGGAGGAGGAGGAGGAGGAGGAGGAGGAGGAGGAGGAGGAGGAGGGGCAGGAAGAGGAGGAGGAGGAGGAGGAAGGGGAGGAGGAGGAUGGGGAGGAGGAACCUGGCAAGGGGAAGAUGGGGAAUGCAGUGGAGGAGGAAGUGGGUGACAACUAUGACUUGGUGCAGGCCCACGCCCAGGCACGCGUCAUGGCAGCCACACAGCGGGAGAAAGAGCAGCGGGGGCGAGCACAUUUGGAGAUAGAAAACAUCAUGCGCGCUGUGCCUGCAGAGCAACUAGAGAGUGUCAAAGCGAGGAUGGAUCAGCUCCACCGGCUCGUUCUGGACUGCCCGGACCCCAGCGAGGUAGAUUUCGACCUGGAUCCUGAAGAUUUCUACUAUGGCGAGCCGUUGGAGAAGCUGAGGGAGCUGCACAUCAGCCGCGUGACAGACUGCCUGUUGCUGGAGUUUGCCACGUUGACAGGCCUUGAGGCCAUCUCCUUCACGUGCAACAACAAGCGUGCGCGUGUCAGUAGCAUGCAAUUGGGCAAACCCGAGUACCCGUGCGUGGAUGGCAGUGUGUGGCAGGUGGUGGGUGCGCUGCACGGCUUGGAACAGCUUGGCGUGCAUGGAGUGGCACGCAGCGAGCAGGACCUGCAAGCCCUCACUGCCCUCACAGGCCUCACCUCUCUCCACAUCACCGGCACCAACUUUAAGGAUAUUGGAUGCAUCAGGAGCUUUUCUCAGUUGAGGGACCUGGGGCUGGCUGGGUGCAGUGUAUAUGUGGAUUCACAUGUGGGGCAUUGGAGCCGCAGCAUGCCAUAUCUACAAUCUCUGGACCUCUCAGCCACGCGGGUCAGCUACGAUGGCGCAUCUGAGCUUUAUUUAUUUCGCCGUUUGGAGCGCUUGAAGGUGCAGCAGUGCUGCAACCUGCGCGCCCCGUUCCUGCGGCAUGUGUUCUUCAUGCACCAGCUGAAGGAGCUGGAUGUGGGCUUUAACUAUGUGCAGCCAAGGUGGUUGAAGCCGAUACUAGAUGAGAAGCGGGUGGCUCGGCUGUGUGUGCGCGGAUGUGGGUGGAGCAGUAAACAGUUUCACUGGGCUCAACGGCCGUGGCUUCAACUGGAGAGAUGA
Molecule: messenger RNA, 5433 nt
Organism: Closterium sp. Naga37s-1
Lineage: Eukaryota; Viridiplantae; Streptophyta; Zygnematophyceae; Desmidiales; Closteriaceae
Source: the annotation of a GenBank genome assembly